UUCACAUGCGCAACGUUCACUAACCAAAAGUAUCGGUAUCCAAGCUGGAGAGUCUUGUCGUCGUGCCGGUCGGGACGACGAGUCUAAACUGUCGCGUACAUCUCGAUACGUCGUGGCCGCUGCGACACGUGAGAGUGUCGCAGACACGCGAUCUUUUCCCGCGCACGAUCUGCCUGCUGGAUCAAGCUCUUCUUCGAGGGAUCGCGCCUACGGUCUGUCUGGUAAACGUCGCGUUGACGCGACUCGUGGACGCAGUGAGAAAAAAAGGCUUCAGAAGAAACUCUCCACGUUCAUCCAUGACAAGCAUCCAUUAUUCGUGCUAUUCAAGUUCACUGUUUCAACGAGCAUGCAUAUGAUCAUCGGCUGAUCCAAUUAGGAACCGACUAGAGUAUAACUUGUGCUCAUUAUCCAUCACACGAGAUUAUUCAUCUAAGAGUCGUGGAUGCUGAACGUGGCUUUUCAUGCAGUGUCUUUCAGUAGAGAGAAAGACACUAAUGCAUUACCAAACAUCUUGUUUAUUAUAUGUAUAAUGCAAUACCAAUAAAUCUUAAAGGGCAUGCGGAAGUCUAACAUAUCUAGGUUUCUGUCCAUACAUUGUUCCAACAGGUAUCUGAAAAUUAUCUCGUAGAGAUAACUGCUGAGAAAACCAAAGAUUGAAUUUAAAAAGGCAUGCAGAAGAAUUGGUGAUACAGAUAGUGCACUAAUUAGGUUUACAAUAUGACGGAUACACGUAGAAGAGUAAAACUAUAUGCUCUUAAUGCAGAUAGGCAAUGGGAUGAUCGUGGUACAGGUCAUGUUUCCUCUUCUUAUGUAGAGAGAUUAAAGGGGAUUUCCCUGUUGGUAAGAGCGGAAAGCGAUGGAUCUCUUCUACUUGAGAGUAAAAUACAACCUGAUACAGCAUAUCAGAAACAACAGGAUACUUUGAUAGUAUGGUCUGAAGGAGAUAAUUUCGACUUAGCCUUAAGUUUUCAAGAAAAAGCUGGCUGUGACGAAAUAUGGGAGAAGAUUUGUCAGGUUCAAGGCAAAGAUCCAUCUGUAGAAAUUACACAAGACAUUGUGGAAGAAUCUGAAGAUGAGCGGUUUGAUGAUAUGUCAGAUGCAGCACCGCCUAUCGAAUUACCUCCCUGUGAACUUAGUCGAUUGGAAGAUAUUAACGAGCUCAUAGAAAAUUGUUUAACGUCCCCAAUGAGAAAAGAGAAAUUAGCAGUGGCACUAGAAUCCGAAGGUUACAUUAAGAAAUUGCUAAGUCUUUUUCAUACAUGCGAGGAUUUAGAAAAUAUUGAGGGUUUACAUCAUCUUUACGAUAUAUUCAAAAAUAUUUUUUUACUCAAUAAAAAUGCAUUGUUUGAAGUUAUGUUCAGCGAUGAUACAAUUUUCGAUGUUGUUGGCUGCCUGGAGUACGAGCCAACGUUAUCUCAGCCAAAGAAGCAUAGAGACUAUCUUAAAGAGUUAGCCAGAUUUAAACAAGCAAUUCCUAUUACAAAUACCGAACUAUUAGCUAAAAUCCAUCAAACAUACAGAGUUCAAUACAUUCAAGACGUAGUGCUGCCAACUCCGAGUGUAUUUGAGGACAACAUGUUGAGUACAUUGAGUAGUUUUAUAUUCUUCAAUAAAGUUGAAAUAGUAACUUUGAUACAGGAUGAUGAAAAAUUUCUUACUGAACUUUUUCGUCAGUUAACGGACGAAGCGACUUUAGAUAGCAAAAGACGCGAUUUAGUCCUUUUUUUAAAAGAAUUUUGCAACUUUUCGCAAAAUCUUCAGCCACAAGGAAAAGAAGCGUUUUAUAAAACAUUAACAGCACUUGGUAUACUCCCUGCUUUAGAAAUUACUUUGGCAAUGAAUGAUGCACAAACAAAAACAGCUAGUAUAGAUAUUUUGACUUAUAUCGUGGAAUACUCUCCAAGUGUUGUACGAGAUUAUACAUUACAACAGAUAAACAACACGGAACAGGACCAAAUGUUAGUGAAUGUAAUAGUUGCUCAACUUGUUGGAGAUAGUGAUCCUGAGUUGGGUGGAGCGGUGCAGUUGGCUGGUGUACUACGUUUACUUUUGGACCCAGAAAAUAUGUUGGCUUCUGUUAAUAAAUCAGAAAAGACUGAUUUCUUAAAUUAUUUCUACAAGAAUAGUAUCGGUACUCUAAUAGCCCCUCUUCUGGCAAAUACAAUUGGAGAACGACCUGCGAGAGAGGAUUACAGAACAGUACAACUUUUGGGAUUAAUCUUGGAAUUGUUAUCAUUCUGUGUGGAGCACCAUACGUAUCACAUCAAAAAUUGCAUAUUGAAUAAAGAUUUACUUAGAAGAAUAUUGGUUUUAAUGAAAUCAACACACACAUUUCUAGUACUAUGUGCAUUAAGGUUUAUGAGAAAGAUUAUAGCAUUAAAGGAUGAGUUUUAUAAUAGGUAUAUAAUUAAGGGCAAUUUAUUUGCACCUGUAUUUGAUGCAUUUGUAAGAAACAAUGGCAGAUACAAUCUCUUAGAUUCGGCUAUAUUGGAAAUGUUUGAAUUUAUCAAAUUGGAGGAUAUUAAAUCACUAUGUUCACAUGUUGUUGAAAACUUCUCAAAGGAAUUGGAAACAAUUGAUUAUGUACAAACAUUUAAAGCAUUAAAAUUAAGGUAUGAACAACAUCAAGACAAGUUGAAAGAUCGUGAUAGAGCUACAAUUGACAGUGUCCCAUCAAUCUUACGAAACAGUCGAUAUCGAAGGGACCAGAGACAGCUAGACGAGGAAGAGGAACUAUGGUUUAAUGAAGAAGAAGAAUUUGACGAAGAUUCUAAAAGUCAUCAGCAACAACAGCAACAGCAGUCUGUAUUAAAUAACAAUACUGCUAAUAAUAAUAUUACCUCACAACAACCACAGAUCAAUAACAGCUCAUCAACAACGAAUGAAUCGCCAAUUGCUUCGGAAAUAAAUCCUUCUCCAGCUAUUGGUACUGUGGAAAAAACGGGAACGGCACUGUUUAAAAAGGGAUUAGUCGAUUAUGAAGGAGAUUCGGAUGAGGAGGACGAAGAUUCAGAAUUAAGUCCUUCCCCAAAACGACAACGAUUGUCAUAGUAGGCAAACUUGAAAACAACAAAAACAUUUGUGAUUUUUAAUUGCUAUUAUUAUUUCAUGCCCCUUCUAUAUGUAAAAAAAGAUUUAUUCUCUCGUUAUCGGAAGAGACAUAGAUUGAGCUUAUUGCUAAGGAAUGGAUACAACAAUAAGAGUGCUUUUAAAAAAAAUGUAUGGUGGGCACCCAUAGGUCUGUCUGUGACACGUGUAUAGUAUGUGAAACUUAAAUAUGGUGUGAUUGAAAACUAAGUAAGCUAUGUCGACAGAGUGUAUCGAUAAAACAAAGGAAGCAUAAACUUUCUUUAAUGAAACGAACAGUGUAGUAUUGUGGCAUAAUACGAUGUAGCAUGAUUUAUUGUAUAAUGCGUUAAAAAAAGUAAGAGAUACUAAAUGAAUCACAUAGAGAGAGUCCAUUCCACUUGUCUGGAAACAUUUUGUGCAUUAGGAAAGAUAAUCUCACGGAUAUUAUGAAUAGUCUAAGAAGAUUGGCCAAAAUUAGCCAAGUUUAGUGACUUACAGAUACAGGAGAAUGAAACGUGUGCUUAGUAAGUACAUUGAUAAACUGGAAUAUGUCACAGUUAAACUGAAAUGCGUCACAGUUGAGCUGUGACUAAACUGUAAUCACAGUGUAUCAUAGUUAUCUCGUAAGUCUGCCAAGAAGAAACUUACAAUAUGUUGUAAGACCGAAUUCGGAGAAGACAAAGAGUACAUGAUGUACCGCACAAAAAUAACCGAACGUUUCGUUUUGCCAUUCGUAAGUUUCUUAUCGCCCGCUGGGCGAGAGAG
Atta colombica is the source of this 3834-nucleotide messenger RNA. RefSeq names its product serine/threonine-protein phosphatase 4 regulatory subunit 3 (gene flfl). Gene Ontology annotation, molecular function: protein phosphatase activator activity. Lineage: Eukaryota; Metazoa; Arthropoda; Insecta; Hymenoptera; Formicidae. Bases 718 to 3051 code for a protein of 777 amino acids. The transcript has 6 exons. The record is from RefSeq and is a predicted model, not a curated record. Gene Ontology annotation, biological process: protein dephosphorylation; DNA damage response. Gene Ontology annotation, cellular component: protein phosphatase 4 complex; nucleoplasm.